AAGGCAAUAUAAACCUACUCAAAAUCUAGAUGGUUGAAUUGGGAUGCAGUUGUGCGGGACAUAAAUCCACUUUUUAAAUUUUUUUUCUUUCCUCAUUGUCUAAGCCAUUGACCUAUAAAAUCAAUCAUUCUUCGAUACUCCCCUCGUCACCUCUUCCAAACCAAAACACAGAAUUCCCAUUCUCACCUAAAAAAAACUUCUACUUCUCACCAUCAUCAUCAAUAACAAGAAAUCUCAAUUUCAAUUAAGAAUAGUGAAGAAGAAGGUGAUAAUGAGAAUUCAAGAACUACUGCUACUACUGUAACUAGAAUAUAAUCACGAAAAAUCAAAAACCCAACAACGAAUUAGCGGUGGCAAAACAAAAAUCAAGAAUUGAGUUUAAUUACCCAAGAAGAAAGUGAAGGGCCUCAUGAAAUUUGCGAUCUUUUUGAUGGAAGUAUUUGAAUUUCUCACCGAACACGUAGAAUCUUCAUGGAUGAUUUCUCCCAGGUUCAUGUACUCGAAGUUGAUGGAAGCCAGACAACAGCUUCUCUCUCUUCUUAAGCACAAUUUAGUUGAAGCACAAGCUCGGAUGAAGAAAAAUUCAGAUCUUAAGAGAAUCGAUAAAGAUUUUGCUGUAGGGGAUUGGGUAUAUCUUAGGUUACAGCCAUAUCGUCAAUCUUCAUUGGCUCUUCGGCGUGCAAUUAAAUCAAGUCCUCGCUCCUAUGGAGUUGUGGCGUAUAAAUUGGAGCUUCCAAAGAGUCGAAAAUACACCCAAUAUUCCAUGUAUCUUAUCUUAAGAAGUGUUUGGGUCCUCUACACCAAUCUCAACAACACCUUCCUCCGGUGAACGAAGAUUUGGAAGUCCAGCCUUACUCUGAAACUGUUUUGGCUGAGCAUAAAGGAAAUCUCACCUUCACAAAGUUGUUGGGUCAGUGGAAAGGGACCUCUACAGCAGAUGCUACUUGGAUGAAUUACUAUAAUCCUGAUGAGGACAAGGUUUUUCCAAGGGAGGAGGAUUGAUACGCCCUGGAUAUAUUAGCAGACUACACGUAUAUGUUGUACUUAUCCUACUAGUAAGAUCAGUUGCUACAGUUAGUUGGUUAUUAUCUAAACCUAUUGUUAUUUAUGUCUGAAUGCUUAUCUAAUAAAGACAUGAUGAA
This is a messenger RNA of Papaver somniferum (opium poppy), 1142 nucleotides long. RefSeq lists its product as uncharacterized. NCBI's taxonomy places the organism in Eukaryota, Viridiplantae, Streptophyta, Magnoliopsida, Ranunculales, Papaveraceae. The record is from RefSeq and is a predicted model, not a curated record. The transcript is spliced from 2 exons. Bases 410 to 829 code for a protein of 139 amino acids.